AUGAUUUAUGAUCACAAGUGGAGAGUCCUUCCCGACCGGGAGACUCUGGAAAAGAAGCGGCUGCGAGAAAGGCGCGAAAAAUUCGUGAAGAUGGAAACGAUGGAACUCGCACCGGACGGCCAUGGCAUCUGCUUCCCUCCCAGGGAUUGGACCAAGAACCUCUCCGAGGAGGACCGACAGCGGAGGGCAGACGCUAGAAAGAUAUUUCAAAAUGCACGCAGGUACACACCGUGCAGGGGCGCAAUAUGUAGAUGGGCGACCACGCAUACAGCUAGCUACGUGCGUAGAUAUACGCAGAUAGAGAUACUGAUGACCAGCUCACAAGAAAAGGUGAAAUCCACGAACAGGAGCUAA
This is a messenger RNA of Cyclospora cayetanensis, 354 nucleotides long. RefSeq lists its product as uncharacterized. The record is from RefSeq and is a predicted model, not a curated record. The coding region runs from base 1 to 354 and encodes 117 amino acids. The transcript is spliced from 2 exons. Lineage: Eukaryota; Apicomplexa; Conoidasida; Eucoccidiorida; Eimeriidae.